Hypanus sabinus (Atlantic stingray) is the source of this 4502-nucleotide messenger RNA. RefSeq names its product regulator of calcineurin 2 (gene rcan2). Gene Ontology annotation, biological process: calcium-mediated signaling. Gene Ontology annotation, molecular function: calcium-dependent protein serine/threonine phosphatase regulator activity; nucleic acid binding. The transcript has 5 exons. The record is from RefSeq and is a predicted model, not a curated record. NCBI's taxonomy places the organism in Eukaryota, Metazoa, Chordata, Chondrichthyes, Myliobatiformes, Dasyatidae. The coding region runs from base 272 to 1081 and encodes 269 amino acids. Gene Ontology annotation, cellular component: cytoplasm; nucleus.
GUUCCACAUUUGAACUGUUAAAGAUUUGCAACGUCGUUUACAGCCGAGCGCCACGGUUCCUGCCAGAUAUGCACUUCGCGGUGCGGCGAAGCGCAUCUAUUGAGAAAGGAUGUCCAUCUCUCCAGUGAUACUAGUUUAAUUGUAUUUUUCCUUUGGGACACCGGUGCUGGUGCUGGGAGCUGGAACAAACCCGAGCAUCAUUGCAAAAUCAAUGAGCAAGAAAUUAUUCCGGAAUAGAGUGUGAAACACUGUCACUGGUCAAGCAGUUCAAAUGAUCGCUUUGCUGUUCUCUGAUUAUGAGAACAUUAUGAUGGCUUCGGUAUACUCAUUUUCUACUUUUAGGUAUUGCUGGAUGAGAGGAGACGAUCCGUUUGCUGCUAUGAGGAACCUGAAACGCUUCAGCGACAGAGCUGCUGCCGGCGAAUUUUUCCUUCAAGCUGCGGACAUCCGUGAUCCUAAUGAUCACAUCCUCUCGCAGGAAGAUUUCGAUGAGAUAACGGAUUUCAAUGACCUCCCGACCUCACUCUUUGCCUGCAACGUGCAUCAGUCUGUUUUUGAAGACGAACAGCGAAGGGAGAAGUUCGAAGCGCUUUUCUUGGCUUAUGAUGACCAUGCCACAUUCCAGCUGUUUAAAAGUUUCAGACGUGUACGGAUUAACUUCACCAAUCCCAAAGUAGCAGCCCGCGCCAGAAUAGAACUCCACGAAACAAAGUUCAAUGGGAAAAAGCUAAAACUCUAUUUUGCACAGGUUCAAAAUCAAGGUUCAGAUGGAGAUAACCUGCACCUUGCCCCUCCACAGCCAGCAAAACAGUUUCUCAUCUCCCCUCCAGCAUCACCACCUGUGGGUUGGCAACAAAUUGAUGAUGCAACUCCAAUCAUCAACUACGAUCUUCUCUAUGCAGUGGCAAAACUGGGACCUGGGGAGAAGUACGAAUUACAUGCAGGAACUGAAUCAACUCCCAGUGUGGUUGUCCACGUCUGUGAUAGUGAAGCAGAGGAUGAAGACGAACCGAAGAAUUCUCCAAAACCAAAAAUAAUUCAAACCCGCCGUCCUGAUCUGCCACCAGCAAUGUCCAAUUGAAAUAUUGAUGCACAGUUUUAGUCAAAGUAUCAUCUAGUGCUCUCUGCUGUGGCCAUACUCUGUUGAGAAGAACAAUGGUCUGUUAUUCACAGAUGUAUUUGUUUUUGAGCCCCUCCUGAGUUUCUAAGGCUUACCAAGAUAGAAUGGAAUGGUUACUAUGUGCAUGCCUAUUUGCUAUAUACAGAUUAGUAUCUGAUCAUAUCAUAAUUCAUUCAUUUAUGUUAGAUUUGCAUUAGUAAAACCCAGGAAUAAUUGUAAAGCUUGGCAUUAUAACUCCAAGAUGAAUAUAAUUUAGACGACUAAGCACAUGGUAACCUGCUGUUCUGAAAAUGAUUUGGUAUAACUGUUCGAUCCAAUUUUAAAUUUGGCUUAAAGUCUUUGAGGCAUAUUGUGAUUAUGUCUGCUGUGUUCUCUGACUUGUUCAGGAAAUGAAAAAGGUUAAUGAGCGGUCUGAGUUUUACUUUGUUGGCACUGAAUUGCCAAUGAUGUCCUUGGUGAAAGUCCUGUGAGGCAUUAAAGAUAUGAGGCAACCUUGGGGGAAAUACUAUCUUUAAUUUACACCAAUGUGCAGUACAUAAUGUCAGCAUCUUCUAAUAUAUUCUUGUGAAAAGGUGUAACUGUAAUUUGUAUUUUUAUCACUGUUUUAUUAUUGAUAAAAUGUACUGAUUAAAGUUAUAUGCAAUAUACUUACUAAAAUAGGAAUGAUAGACUGAAUAUAGACAUGGACAGAAAAAUAAGCAUUAUUAUAGUCAUGAAAUUUCCAAUCUACAUAUCUUUUCAGGAUGAGUAUCAAUGGACCAUAUUAUCAUCUGUUGCCUUGAAAUUUCCCAUUGUCCCAUUUCAAAACAUCUUUAUGAUCCAAUUAGCACAAAAUGACCCAAUAUUCCAUUUUAUAGAAAACAGUUUUUAAAAAAUAAAAGUAAUUUACGUAACUACAGGGUUUUUAAAACUUUUUCGCAUUUUCUCAGUGUAGCUUUUCUUUGACUGUGCUUUGUAUAUUACUGACACACAGUGUAUACAAUCAGAAGUGUCAAAUUAAUAGAUUGAAAAAUAUGGUCUAUGAGUUACUUGAAGGUUUAAUGAUAAUUAGUGCACUUAUUGUCUUUGGACAUAAGUUCUAGUGGCACAGUUAAGAAGAUAUAAAAAACUAAACUAAACUUUAUCUAUCUACAGUUACAAUAAACAAAUUAUCAUUUUUCUUGAUUCUGCUUUAUUUUGAUAAAUUUGCAUAUAUAACCAAAGACUGCAAAUUGGAUUAGAAACUCAUUUAAAUUAAUCAGAAUGUUAUGACUUUUCAAUCAUAUUUUCAAGUUUCAUGCAAUGAAGUAUUUGUUUAUGGCUCUCAAUAUUAUAUAGUUAUUCACUUUUAUUCUGGAUAACCAAUUUGCUUUGUUCAAUUAAUAUUAUCUAUCAUAAUAACAUUUAAUGAGCAUUUUGCUUAUUGUAUGUGUCACUGUUUCUGUGGUGUUUUGACAUGUUGCAAGUAACUUUUCUUUUGGUUUCUACUCUACAUUUUAAUCAGCUACUAUGAUUUCAUGAAUAUUCUUUUUUAAAUAACAUGAAAAAAACAACAGGACAUUGGAAUUAGAUUGCCUAGGUGCAAAAAUAUCACAAAGGAAAUGUUAAAAUGUGCCAAAAGGCUACAAGAAGAACCAGUAAAUAAGUCUACAUAGUAAGUGUAAUCAUUCAGAAUGUGGAAAUUUUAUAGUCCAAUACAGUCAAAUCUUAUUAUAGCAAAUUCAAUGAUCGAUUCAUUCCACAUUCUAAUCUCAUGAAACUGCGUUAAAAUGAAGAAUUACAUGAAUUCCAUUGACAAUGUUAAAUUCCCAUCUAAUAUUAAGCUAAGUGACAUUUCAACUCAAUUCUCCUCGAUAUCUUUCAGUCCUGGCUUUCGCUGUAACUUUCCCCAAACAGUUUGAAAUUAGUGGUAUUCUUUCUCAAAGGAGCCCUUUAGAUCCCAGGGUUGUACUGUGUUCAGAAAUCCUUAGGGGCUAUCUUAAAGGGAUGAUUAGCUAAUGAUAAUGAGAUGCUUUGCCAAGUGACUAGAGCUUUUGUGUAUAGUUAGAAAAUGACAUUGUUAGUAACUAUUAGUAUUGGAUAUUGUCUGUGUUAUUAUGUGUCUUUGCCACUUAAUGGGUGCUAGUUAUAAUACUUUUUAAAUUAAUUGCCUUAUAUAUGUAUGUCUGGUAUGUAUCUGUCGUUAUUUGGUCUGUGCACGGAACAGUGUCUUAUUGUUCAAAAUGGUGGUCAUUGUGGCAGAAUUGUACCCGUGUCUGAUCAGAGAUUUUGCAAAAGGCACGCUCUCUCAAACACAUCUUUGAAAAUCCCUUCAUUCAAUUAUAAACACACUUAGGCUCGUUCAAAUUUUGUGAUUAAAUAAUCAUGAUUAUUGGUCAUAUAAAGCAAUGCCUCAUUUAAGUCUCUUUUUAAAAAUGCUAUUCUUUCUUGCCUCUGUAACAUGAAGCAUUGUCCUUACAAGUAGUUUACGACACAUUUGUUUGGUUACCAAAUGAGUUGUGCUACAUUACUAAUCACUCAUCACCUUAUCGUGUAAUUCUUUAAACAGCUCUUGUUGCAAUGACCCUAAGAACUUGUGAAUGUCAGGACAGGCAUAAUGAACACCACUGGAAUUUGCAUUAAGAGAUGGCUAUGAAACCAUCAGCACUCAGUGCAUUAAGUAAGAGAGGAAGUUUAGACAUGUGUAGACAAUGGCUGAAACCUGGAUAUCUCUGCAUAAUUUCGUGCACUCUGCUUGGCAUGUUAUGAUCUAAUACCCUACUCAGACUGCAUUUCGACAACCCUCUCUAUCAUACUCUUAAGAAAUCAGUAAACUAAAGCAAAAAUAGGUUACUUAUGAAUUAUCCUCACUUUAAAACACAGAUUUUGGUGGGAUUCUGUGCAUACAUUUAGGGUGCUUUUAUUGGCAUACUGAACCAUUAUAGCUCAACAACCUCUCUGGCCUUCAAUAAAUAAUUUUAUCUGUGUGGAUUGCCACUCACUCAGAAAAAAAAUUUCAAAAUUACAUUGAUUUUAAAAUAAAAAGCUAUUUUAUUUUAGUUUUCAAGUUUGUUUAUGAUAUAUCAGCUUUGACCUUCAUCUCAUGUGUAUGUAAAAUUCUUCAUUUCACACUCUUGUAAAGAAAAUUGAUUUAACAAAAAUAUCAUUUUUUUACUUCCUGGAUUACUGUCUACAAGAAUUCUUCAUAGUGAAAGGCUGCUCAGUUUGCUUGUUGACAUCAAAGUUUCUGGUUGCCAGAGAGCCCUUUGAGAUAAUACCUGACUAAUAAUGUAGGAAAUGAUAAAAUCUAUGCCACUGAGAUCUUUGAGCUCGAUCUUUGCGAAUGGCUUUAAAAUCCAUUAUUGCUUCAUUGUUGGCUGCAAAUCUCAUGCCUGUGUAAAUAAAAAAAUUAUUCAUUUUUCCA